Messenger RNA from Fusarium venenatum, 1521 nucleotides. Its product is annotated as cytochrome P450 CYP620D1. NCBI's taxonomy places the organism in Eukaryota, Fungi, Ascomycota, Sordariomycetes, Hypocreales, Nectriaceae. The record is from RefSeq and is a predicted model, not a curated record. Gene Ontology annotation, molecular function: oxidoreductase activity, acting on paired donors, with incorporation or reduction of molecular oxygen; monooxygenase activity; heme binding.
AUGACUGUGGUUCCCAUUCUUUAUUACAGCGCCUUGGCCUUGGUCACUUACCUCAUCUUCAAGUACACUCAACAACGUACGAAAGGUUCUUUACCGCCAGGCCCUAAAGGUUUACCUCUUUUCGGAAAUGUACUUGAUCUCCCCUCACCGGGCACGAUAGAGUGGCUUCACUGGCAGAAACACAAAGACAAAUAUGGUCCAAUCUCUUCCGUCUCCGUUCUGGGACAGUUGUUUGUCAUACUGCACGACAAACAGACCAUCACAGAUCUGUUGGAGAUGCGUGCCUUGAAAAGUGCUUCAAGGCCAAAGCUGGUGUUUGCGGGUGACGUUGUUGGAUAUGAUAGUAUCAUGGGCAUGAUGCCGUUUGACAGGACGUUUCGGUUGCAUCGAAAGCUCACGGCGACCCAAGUCAGUAGCAAAUCUAUUGGUAGAUUCGAGCCGAUACAGGAACUUGAAAUUCUCCGACUGUUACAGCGCAUCUACAAAGACAAUGAUGGUGGUAAUCUACCCGAGCAUUUGAACCAAGUAUCAGGUUCCAUCAUGCUCCGCAUUCUCUACAACUACGAAACAGACCCUAGUAAGAACGACCAUAUCGUCUCCAUGGCCAAUACAGUCAUGGAAGAGUUCUCGAAGGCGACAAGUCCAGGUGCUUGGACGGUAGACUUGAUACCGUGGCUCAAAUACCUACCAGAAUGGAUGCCCGGUGCAAGCUUCAAAAAGACAGCCAAGAUCUACCGGAAGCAUCUUCUGCAAAAUGUCAAAGACCCUUACGAUUACGUGAGAGAUCAGAUGGCUCGAGGUAACGACAAUGUCUCGUAUGUUGCUGGUUUGGUCAAAGACAUCCAUCGUAAAAUAGACCCAGAAGAGGAGAGUGUCAUCCAGUGGACGGCUGCUUCUAUGAUGAACGCUGGCACAGACACAACUGGCGCCACACUUCUAUCGUUCUUUGCGGCCAUGGUCAUCUACCCAGACGUUCAGAAGCGAGCACAGGAGGAGAUUGAUCGUGUCGUUGGAGGUUCACGUCUCCCUUCCUUCUCUGACAAGGUAAAUCUUCCUUACAUCAACGCGAUAGCCCAAGAAGCCUUACGAUGGCACACACUCGCACCUAUGGGGUUCCCACACAUGACUACAGAAGACGACACAUACAACGGUUACUUUAUCCCGAAGAACACUCUCUUAUUUCCCGCAGUAGCUUCGAUCACGCAUGACCCAGAGAUAUAUCACGACCCGAUGACCUUCAGACCUGAACGGUAUUCCGAACCGUACAAUGAGCCUUCGCCGUCUGAUGUAGUAUUUGGGUUUGGACGUAGAACUUGUCCGGGCAAGUGGAUUGCUGAACAGACAAUGUUCUUGAUUAUUGCACAGACUUUGGCUGUUUUCAAUAUUGAGAAAGAUGUGGAUGAGGAGGGGAGAGAAAUUGAUGUAGUAUAUGAGCAGUUGCCGGGAGUUAUUGCCAGGGUGAAGCCAUUUCCUCAUAGGAUUGUACUUAGGACCGAAGGUCAUAGAAGAUUUGUGGAAUGA